Stylophora pistillata is the source of this 1947-nucleotide messenger RNA. RefSeq lists its product as uncharacterized. The record is from RefSeq and is a predicted model, not a curated record. NCBI's taxonomy places the organism in Eukaryota, Metazoa, Cnidaria, Anthozoa, Scleractinia, Pocilloporidae.
AUGGCGCUACAACCAUUCCGGAACGAGCAGUUAAACUAUUUCAAAUUUGCCUCCAUUGUACUGAAUGAGUUCCCAAAGGCCUUACAGGGUGGCCCUGGCAAAACUAAAGUUCCUACAAACGUCUCCUAUGAAGAAUGGGAGUGUACCGCCCUGUUCCAGGCCACCAUUUACGCCAAGUCCUUUGCUUUUCCCGACAGUAGAGGUCAUCACAAAACACUUAGUGAGCUGUUCGUGAAACCUCGCAAACUGGCUCGUGGAGUGUUCCAUGCAUCGGUAACGAGCCCGAGCGGAAACAAUGCUGAAACAUUUGCACUUGCGAUUGAUCAACUUCGACUUUUAAGAAAUUCACUAUGUCGCUCGCACACCUCUGAAAUUGUUAAAGCCAAAUUUGACCAGUACGUGCAGUACACUAAAGACGCAUUCAAUGCUCUUGCAGUCAAGAUGGACCCUCUUAAUGUCAUUGGUGGUUUAACAGAGUCAGAAUUACCCACAAAUGAGGUUCGUAAACUAGAAGAACGAAUCAAAGAGGAAUGUCGAGCGUAUGUAAGUUUCCUACAACAACAGCAAAACGAUCUGGAGGAUAUAAAACUCAAACCUGAAGCUGUGCCAACUGAAGAAGACAUGCUAAAGAUGCUGGAACAAACGGUAAAGGAUUUGAAACAGACGCCAGUCCAGAACAAGCCAGACGAGAAUCUGCCACCCAUGAAACCAGCUAAGGACACCUCUUCACUGGAUACACACAUUGCUGAUCAGGACAAGAAACAGGAGAAGGUCCCCUGUUCGCCGCUAAGCCUUUUGAAAGAUGAUUACAAAACCGCGGUUAUACAAUGGGAAUCAGGCGAUUUUACCUUGGCUCUUCAGUCUGCAAAACGUGCGCUUGACAUUACGCGAACUCUGUUUGGAAAGGAGCACCCUAGAGUGGCUGAAAAUCAAUGGUUAGUCAGGGCUAUACACAUUUCUUUGGAUAACUUUGCAAUAGCUCUUCCGUCCUUCCAGCGUGCCCUUUACAUCAGAAGAAAGUUAUUCGCCGAGGAACACUUAGACACAGCUAAAAGUCAUUAUUGUCUGGGGAUCACACAACUGGCUCUAGGCGAUUAUGCAUUGUCUCUUCAGCGUGCCCUGGAUAUCAGACGAAAGUUAUUAGGUGACGACCACUCAGACACAGCUCAAAGUUACGAUUCUCUGGGGGCCACCCAACUUUCCUUAGGUAAUUAUGCAUUCGCUCUUGAGUCUGAUCAGCGUGCCCUUGAUAUCAGAAGGAAGUUGUUCGACGAGGAACAUUCAGACACAGCUCAAAGCUAUGAUUCUCUGGGAGCCACACAACAUUCGUUAGAUGAUUAUACGUCAGCUCAAAAGUCUAAACAGCGUGGCCUUGACAUCAGAAGAACGCUGUUUGAUGAGGAACACCCAGACACAGCUCAAAGCUUCGAUUCUCUGGCGGCCACACAACUUUCCUUAGGUGAUGUGGCAUCAGCCCUUAAGUCUGAUCAGUCCGCUCUUGACAUCAGAAGAAAGUUGUUUGGCGAGGAACACCCAGACACAGCCCAAAGUUACUGUUCUUUGGGAGCCACACAACAUUCUUCUGGUGAUUGUGCAUCAGCUCUUAAGUCUCUUCAGCGUGUCCUUGACAUCAGAAGAAAGUUGUUUGGGGAGGAGCACUUGGACACAGCUCAAAGUUACCUCUCUCUGGGAAUCAUUCAACAGGGUGAUCAUUCAUCAGCUCUUCAGUCCAAACAGCGUUCCCUUGAUAUCAGAAGAAAUUUGUUUGGGCUGGACACAGCUCAAAGUUACCUUUCUCUGGGGGUAACACAAGAUUCCUUAGGUGAUCAUGCAUCGGGUCGUGAGUCUAAACAGCGUGCCCUGGACAUCAGAAGAUACGUAUCGGACGAGGAACAAUCAGACACAGUUGAUAGCUACUCUGGAAUGAGUAAAAGAAAAAGGAAAUAG